UAAGGAUGCUGUUGAAAUAUACGGAAAAUAACAGAGAGUUGAUGUAAUUUGAUUUUUAGUUGAUUGAUGUAGUUGAUUUUCAAAAGGCUUAGACUUCCACAUUAAGAGUUUUGAAACAUGCAAAGCGUAUACGUAACCGAAUUAUCUUAGUACAAAUAAGUUAAAAUGAAGUACACAUGAAAUUCUAUUCAAAACUUAAUACUUCUAAACCUACGCCAAGAUGAGGUCCGACCAUAUCACUCAGUUUGGUCGGAAUGGUGGAGGGAAAGUAAACAUUUCGUACGACGACACUGAAGGAAAAUUUGGUAUCAUAGACCACGGAGAUCUGCCUGGCGUCUACACGAACUCAGGCUCGACGUCUAGGAGAAGAGAAGGCCCGGAAAGUGCCAGCUCUCUCGCCUCUCCUAACGUCUCCAGAACAACUUUUCAUGAUUCGAAUAAAGACAAACCACUCAAAGAAAAUAGUGAUAAGUGCUUUUCUGAUGAAAUCUCCAUAGCCAACGUAAAAGAUGGUGAUGAAGAAGGGGAAGGAAGACAACAGUGGAGCAAUCCUAUCGAGUUUUUACUGUCGUGCAUCGCGUUGUCGGUGGGCUUGGGGAAUGUCUGGCGGUUCCCCAUCACAGCGUACAAGAACGGGGGAGGAGCCUUCCUCAUCCCCUACCUUGUGGUGCUUCUCUUCAUUGGGAGGCCUCUCUACUUCCUGGAACUUUCGUUGGGCCAGUUCAGUUCCUACGGAUGCAUCAAACUGUGGAAGUGCGUACCGGCAAUUAAAGGCGUUGGUUACUCACAAGUGGUUGCCACGGCAGCGAUCCUGACUUACUACGUUUCUCUUAUGGCUUUGACCGUCUUCUACUUCUGUGUUAGCUUCCAGAGUGAGCUGCCGUGGUCAGUGUGCGACCCAGCAUGGGCGGCUAUGGACUCUUGCGUGGCCGUGUCUUCCAAUUCAUCCCUGGGCUUCAGCUCGAACAGUUCAAAACAGAGCAGCUCUGAACAGUUCUUCAGACGUUACGUGGUCCACGAGGCCGCGACGUGGACAUCAGGCAUAGGCAAACCGGACUGGAAGCUUGCGCUGUGUCUGGCUGGCUCGUGGCUCGUCCUCUUCUUUACGCUCGUGAAGGGCGUACAGUCUGCGGGCAAGACGGCGUAUUUCACAGCGUUGUUCCCGUACCUGGUGUUGUUCACGCUGCUAGGCAGGGGCGUGACGCUACCGGGGGCCUACGAUGGCAUCAUGUACUUCCUCACUCCUCAGUGGGAGAGACUCCUCGACGGAAACGUGUGGUAUCAAGCGGUGACUCAAUCUUUCUUCAGUUUGUCGGUGGCCUUCGGAUCCAUUCCAAUGUUUUCGAGCUACAAUGACUUCAAACACAAUGUUUAUAGAGACUCGCUGAUCAUCAGUUUCAUGGAUACUGGAACAUCGCUGCUGGCGGGCCUGACGAUAUUUUCCAUACUGGGCAACCUCAAGCACGAGAUCAACGCUGACUCGUUUGACGAUGUAGUGCAAGGGGGGGCGGGGCUAGCCUUCAUCACGUACCCAACUGCCAUCGCUAAGUUCGAUUACGUACCUCAGUUGUUCGCGGUGCUGUUCUUCAUGAUGCUGUUCACCCUGGGUCUUGGCUCGGCCACGGCUCUCACAAACGGCGUCAUCACCGUCAUUCUAGAUCAGUUCCCCCACUGGAACAAGGCCGUCGUGUCCGCAGUCGUCUGCUUCGCCGGAUUUUUGACCGGCCUAAUAUACCUGACUCCGGAAGGCCUUUACAUUCUGGAUUUGGUCGACUUCUUUGCUGGCGGUACAAUCGUUUUCGUAUUAGCCGUUGUUGAGACUUCAGCGAUCUGUUACAUAUACGGCCUAAGGAAUCUUAUCAGGGACUUCAAGUUUAUGCUUGACGUUGACCUGGGCAUUUACUGGAAACUGUGCUGGGCGGUCGUCGUGCCCUUUGGUCUAACAGCCAUCCUGGUCUACUCAUUGUUCGAUUUCAAACUACCGCGCCACAACGAUGCUGAUCUACCGAGCGCUGCGUAUUCUUGCGGCUACGCGCUCCUGGUCGGCGCCCUGCUGGUCAUUCCAGCUGGAUUCCUGCACGCCGUCUGGAUCGCCGACUGUGCACCUGGAGCUGGAUUGUCAGAGAAAGUGAUGAGCGUGUUCAGACCAAAGCCUACGUGGGGGCCUAAGAAGAAGAAAUAUCGGAUCGCCUGGCUGCAGCACAUCCAAGAACUUCCUAAACUGGAAGAAGAGCCAUAAAAUUUUAUUUCAAUUUGAUGCCAAAUUUCUUUAAAGGAAAACGAAACUAAUGAUUUCAACUAGCAAAUAUUUUCGUAUAUAAAUUCGAAUUUAGUAAUUAAAUAUUUGGGAUUGUACUUGAUGACUAUGGACUGCUGAAUAUUGUUCAAUAUCAUCGUGGUAGUAAAUGCAUUUCGUUAUAGGGUUGAAUAUGAACACCAACCUCUGUAAACAACCAAUCACAAUAUUAAAAUCAAAGGAUUCUGGUACAAAAAUAAUAAUACAAUAAACUAAAUUUUCUAAUUCUUUUAACACCAUAUGCAA
Hyalella azteca is the source of this 2542-nucleotide messenger RNA. Its product is annotated as sodium-dependent nutrient amino acid transporter 1. Gene Ontology annotation, biological process: sodium ion transmembrane transport. The transcript is spliced from 15 exons. Gene Ontology annotation, cellular component: membrane. Gene Ontology annotation, molecular function: L-amino acid transmembrane transporter activity. NCBI's taxonomy places the organism in Eukaryota, Metazoa, Arthropoda, Malacostraca, Amphipoda, Hyalellidae. The record is from RefSeq and is a predicted model, not a curated record. The coding region runs from base 221 to 2239 and encodes 672 amino acids.